AUGGCAGAGCGGCAUCUUCCACCAUCCCCUGCACCUCUGCCAUCCCGUCCUCCACCCUGGUCCUCCGUUCCAAACCUAUCUGUUUUCAAGUCCGCUUGCACCCGGUCUGACCCUCCUACUGUACGACUUGUAGAGGCACUAGCAUGCCUGGAGGAAGCCUAUCGCUCCUGUUGUUCCUCGCGACGUCUAGACAUUUGGACAGAUGGCAGUGUCUCUGACACCAACGCUGGUGGAGGUGGUUUUCUUGUCAUGGAAACCACUGCAUCCCAGCGGUCAGAGAUACUGUCUGGGUGUCUACCAGCUGGCGCUGUCGCAACAUCCUUCACUGCCGAAGUAGCAGCAGCUGGCCUGAGGGCAGUCUACGACCUUACCACCAUGGAGACGGACGUUGUGCUGGUCACUGACAGCCUCUCCCUCGUAGAUGCCCUCCGUGGAGACCCAUACAGGAUCAGCCCAGACACCAUUGCUGCGUUCGAUGCUCUGACAGAGGUUGCUCGGAAGGCUCAUUCCAUCAACCUUGUCUGGAUCAGCAGCCACUGCGGUGUUGCUCUCAAUGACAAGGCGGAUCGCCUUGCGCGGAAUGGAACACAGUGUGUACAGGCCCAGGUUCAGCUACCUAUCCAAGCUGCCAAGGCUUCAAUUCGGUCUGCAACCGCAUACCCCCGGCCAUUACUCAACACCAGCAAGUUCCGCAGCCCUCCGUCCCGGCAUGAGACCACCAUCCUCAAUCAGCUGCUCACUGGCCAUUGCAGCCUGCUGAAUAAGUACUUGUUCCAGAUUGAGGCGGCACCUUCACCCGACUGCACUCACUGUCCUGGAACAGUUGAUGAUGCUGCCCACCUCCUGCUAGCUUGCCCUGCCAGACACAGCAGUCGAGCAGGUACACGUCUAUGUACCUUCACAUCAGUCAGGGAGGCAAUUCUCACACAACCAUCAGAAGCUAUCCAGUUCUUGCAACUGGAGAAACUGAUCUAA
Messenger RNA from Sycon ciliatum, 975 nucleotides. RefSeq lists its product as uncharacterized. The coding region runs from base 1 to 975 and encodes 324 amino acids. The transcript has a single exon. NCBI's taxonomy places the organism in Eukaryota, Metazoa, Porifera, Calcarea, Leucosolenida, Sycettidae. Gene Ontology annotation, molecular function: nucleic acid binding; RNA-DNA hybrid ribonuclease activity. The record is from RefSeq and is a predicted model, not a curated record.